Molecule: messenger RNA, 1742 nt
Organism: Pseudonaja textilis
Lineage: Eukaryota; Metazoa; Chordata; Lepidosauria; Squamata; Elapidae
Gene: CCDC63
Product: coiled-coil domain containing 63
Biological process (GO): outer dynein arm assembly; cilium movement
Cellular component (GO): axoneme
Source: RefSeq, a predicted model, not a curated record
GACUACACCGAGAAGGAAAAGGAGAUGAUGGCAGAGAUCGAACUGAGGAAGCUGCAGCAACAGUUCUGGAUCAUGGUGGAGAGCCGCAAGUCGCUCGGUUUGAAAACACAGCAACAGUUGUUCCAUCAGGAAAAACACAUCCAUGCCUUGAAACAAGAACACGAUGAGAUUAAUGCGCUGCUAAGCCUCACCAACUCGCCCCGCAACCUUUUCAUAGAUGACCGGAACUUCAUGGAGCUCAGAUUCCUUCUGCAGACCAAAGACGAGUACGAUGCUCUCAUCAGAGCCACCAAGAAUCUGAUUGCAGAACUGGAUGACAAGAUAGAAGAGGUGGAAAAAAAGAUCCAAGCCCAAAAAGUUCUGAUGACGAAGCUGAGGCAGGAGUACGACGGGAAGUGGCUUCAGAAGCAAAUCCACAAACUGGAUAACCGUCUCAAUCAUGCCACGGUACAUUUUGACACGAUCUUGACCAGAAAUGCCAUGCUCCGGGAAGAAAUAGAAACCCUGCAGUGCCAGAAGGCGAUUUUUGAAGGCAUCUACUCACGGCUUUACAAGAAGCUGGAGCAGAAAAAGAGGACCAUGAACGCAUCCAUUGAGCAGUCAACACAAGCCUACGAGCAGAGAGUUGAAGCUCUGGCCAGGAUCUCUGCCAUAAAUGAACGGCGGUCCAAGGAUAUCGCCCAGUUCAACGUAGAGUUUCGGGAGCUGGAGCGGAUCUACAACCACGAGACCAAGCUGAAGGCCUUCAUGCUCAUCAAACUGGUGGAUCGCUGUGAAAUCGAGGAACAGGCCAAAAAGGAAGAAGCGGUCAAGGCCAGGAAGCGGGCCAAGUCGAAAGGGGAGAGCUUCGAGAGCUACGAGGUGGCCUACAUGCGGCUGCUGAAGCUGACGGAAAACGGGGACAUUGAGCAGCUGGUGGAGGACUACCUGGAGAAGGAAGGGAAAAACUUCGCCUACUUCAGCUACGUCACCGAACUGAACAAUGACAUGGAGAGGCUGCAGAAGAGGAUUGAGAUGGUCCAGAACGAAAUCAGCCAUCUGAAAUCCCAGCAGAAAGCAGCUGAAGAUAUAAUUCAUGGCAAUAUGAAAGGCAUGGAGGAGCAGCUGCAGAAGACCACCGAAAAGAUCAAUCUCUACGCCUACAACCUGAAAGAGACCAGCAAAAUCUUGGACCAGCUGAAAUCCUCCCUGGACUUCCUGUUCCAGAAGAUCGGCUGCGAUGCCACCAAGAUCAUGCAGCAUCUGGGCGAGACGGGGGAGAUCACGGAUCAGAACUUGAUGCAGUAUUUCAGCAUUCUCGAAAAGAAAAGCAAUGACCUUUUGCUGGUGGAAUCCUUCCUGCGCUACAAGGAAGUCGAAGGGGAGCUGGACACGGUGCCAAUGCUGAAUCCCUUUUUGGGCGGGAGUGCUCUGCUGAAGAAAAUGGACACCGUUAAAGUGGCUCCACCUUCUCUCAGCGUGGAUCCCUUUGCAGACACGGCAGAGCCUACAGAACCGCUGGACCACGAUAACCUGCGGGCCCUGGUCUUGGGGAACCAGGAGAAGGAAAAAGCCAGAAGCAAUUCCCCCACGGAACGAUUGGAGAGUGGCAAAGAUAAAAAGAAAGCGUCACCCGUAUAGAAGCUAAGAUAGAAACGAGCGGCAGGAUGAGGAACCGUUUUUCUUCAUCGGCUGCUUUCAUAUAUUUUAGAUUCAUGUAUCUACUUUUACAUAUACAUAUAUAUAUAUAUACACACACAGUA